This is a messenger RNA of Paramisgurnus dabryanus, 1431 nucleotides long. The record is from RefSeq and is a predicted model, not a curated record. Lineage: Eukaryota; Metazoa; Chordata; Actinopteri; Cypriniformes; Cobitidae.
CACGACUUUACACUUUCAAAUAGCGUGUAAUGUAUACGCCAAAUCCCAUUUUUGCGUGCAUAUGAUACGCCAAUCCUUUCCAUUCACUUUGAUAGAGCGCAAAUGCGUCUCAAUACCACGCAUCCUCUUUAACGGAAUUGACGUCACCAGCAGAGCUCAGUUCACUAAUAGAUGAUUUCACCUGAUGCGCAUCCAUCUUUAAACAGAAAAAUGCCAGGUGGAUCAACAGUUCGGCAGUGCCCCCAUUGCCUGCAAAAAGUAAAUUGUGCAAAUCGAAAAUGCACCAAGUGUGGGAAGCUGCUAGACCUUAAGUCCAGGCAGACGGCCCGUAUGCAGUUGUUCCGGACCAGAGCCAAGGAAUGGGCACAAAAAGUCAAGAAGUCCCGCAAUCAGGCAAAAAUUUUUGAUAACAGUGCCCUGCUGGUGGAGAAACUAAAGGCCCUUGGGUACUUUCCCCUCCUGCUGUGGGGAAAGUACAGACCGCAAACCAAAAAGUGGAAUGCCCAGCUCCAGUGCCCCUUUGAGCUGCCAGUGGUAGCCCAUGCGGUCCUGGAGAAGAUAAUUUGCCUUUUUGAAGGUUUGUUAGAAGCAUGUGAUCCUCAAAGUGAGGAGUUGGUGCAGCAAGAGAGGCCGGGAGAAAAUGAUACAGAAAGAGAAAUAAAUAACGAAGACCAGAGUGGACAGGAGGAGCAACGUGAAAAAGAUAUCGAAGACCAGAGAGGACAGGAGGAGCAACAUGAAAUAGGAGAGACGGAGAUGACAGACAUGCAGGAGAUGGAGAUAGAAGCACAGGCUCAGGAAGACAGAGUAGAGAGUAAGAGAGAGGAAAGAGGAGAGAUGGAGGGACAGAAAGACUAUGAUGAGCUGAGACAGAUGGGGACAGAAGUGAUGGAGGCAGACAAUGAGAGAGAAAAGACAGAGGAAGUGGGUAAUAAAAAGACUAAGGCAAAGAAGAAAGAAGUGGCAGCAGCAAACAGGUAAGUGCCAUCACAGAAUAGAAGAUGCAGAGCAAUCUCCACAAUGUAGAAUUUUAGAUACAGAAUUGUAAGGAGAAUGUCUAUGUACAAAAAGGAGUAGCACGGCACACUACACAGAAGUCAGACUGUAUUUCACAAGUUGCUUUUUAACUUUUUCAUACAACAUGGAGUUAUUUGUAUGGCUGCAGUUUGGCAUCCAGUGUGUCAUAAUCCAAGGUGGCCAUGCCCAACAGUAGGUGAUCAGAGAAAGCGUCAACAGAUUGUCCUGCAUUGCAUUGUACUUGCAAGUAUUCACCUGGCUUGCAAUUUACACAAGUUUUUGUUUCUCUAAACAGGAAGUCAGCAGCUGUCCAAAUUUUAAGUAAAAAGAAAGGAAAUAGAAGACGCCGAAACAAGGAUGAUGCUUGCCAGUAUCACAGCACAUUAGACAUUUUCCCAGUCAAGUAUGUAACCC